This is a messenger RNA of Plasmodium relictum, 678 nucleotides long. It is a transcript of the gene SYN6, whose product is annotated as SNARE protein, putative. NCBI's taxonomy places the organism in Eukaryota, Apicomplexa, Aconoidasida, Haemosporida, Plasmodiidae. The record is from RefSeq and is a predicted model, not a curated record. The transcript has 2 exons. The coding region runs from base 1 to 678 and encodes 225 amino acids.
AUGGAUUUAUGGGAAAAAGAUUAUCAAAAAGCCUUAGAAAAUGGAAAAGAAAUAAAAAAAAUUUUAAGACAAAAUGAAAAAGAAAAGAAAAAGGCUAAAAAUAGAGCAAUUUUAAGAGGGAAAAUAACUGAAUUUAAUCAAAACAUAAAAUUUCUAACUCAUCAAUUAAAUAAUGACUAUAUAAAGAAUGACAAAAUAUAUCAACGGAAUAUAACCAAAUAUAAAAAUAAAAUGUGUACAUUAGAAAAACUUAAAAAAGAAAUAUCUACAUUAUAUGAAGAUUUUACAUCAACAAAUAAGGAAGAUGUUUCACUUAGUAUAAAUAUGGAUAAUAUAAAUGAUUUUGAUAAUGAAAAUGAUCUAUAUAUAAAUGAUUUAAAUAAGGAAGAGCUACUACUAAAACAACAAAGCUUAAUAAAAUUGCAAGAUGAACAAUUAAACUUCCUUGAAGGAACAACACAUAAUUUAAAAAAUAUUAGUUACAACAUAAAUAAUGAACUAAAUGUACAUAAUGAACUAUUAGAUGAUAUAGACAAAGAUAUAGAUGAAACAAAUAACUUACUAAAUAGAAAUCGAAAUAUUUUUACAAGAGUUACUAGUAAUACAAGUAAUUAUUUUUUGUAUGUAAUAAUUGGUAUCUUAACAACUACUCUUAUACUUUUUAUAAUUUUACUUUAG